AUGGCAACCCAAAGAUUAGGCUCAAUCUUUUCCCACCUGUCCUCGACAAAGACAGGAGUCGCUGGAAUCACCCAGAAGAACCCGGACGAUAUUGUCAUCACGCUUGCGAUUCGAACGCCAUUGGCCAAAGGAAAAAAGGGUGGUUUCAAAGACACCGACCUCGAUCACAUUGUAUACUCGCUGCUGAAGCAGGUUCUUGAGAAGAGCAAGAUUGAUCCUGCGUUGAUCGAGGACGUUUGUCUUGGGAAUGUCGGCGACUCUCGAGCUGCAUACAAGGUCCGCGCGGCCUCGCUGGCUGCUGGAAUCCCUCACACCGCAGGUGCCAGCAGCGUCAACCGAUUCUGUUCCUCGGGCCUGAAAGCCGUCCAAGAUAUUGCCAACCAGAUUUCCUUGGGUAGCAUCGACAUCGGCAUCGCAUUGGGUGGUGAAAGCAUGUCGAACAACGGGGACCGAGAUCUGCCCUUCUCUCCGUCGCUGCUGGCCAACCAAGAGGCUGCCGAUUGCCUGCAACCCAUGAUUCAAACGAGCGAGAACGUCGGCAGCGACUUCAACAUCUCAAGACGUACACAAGACGAGUACGCCUGUGAAUCUUUCCGACGCGCCGAGGUCGCCCAGAAGGCCGGUUGGUUUGACGACGAGAUCGUACCCAUCACCACCACCAUCAAAGACCCCAAGACCGGCCAGGUUACCGAAAUCACCCUCACCAAGGAUGAGGGCCCGAGAUACGGAACCACCGUUGAGGCUUUGGGCAAGAUCAGACCUGCCCUGCCCCAGUUUGGAGAUAAGACCACCGGUGGCAACGCCAGUCAGGUCACUGACGGAGCCGCUGCUAUCUUGUUGAUGAAGCGCUCCAAGGCUAUCGAGCUCGGUCAGCCCAUCAUGGCCAAGUUCUGCGGUGCCACGGUCGCCGGCGUGCCUCCCAGGAUCAUGGGCAUUGGACCCAGCGCCGCGAUUCCCAAGCUCUUGAGCAAAUUCCAGUUGACCAAGGAGGAUAUUGACAUUUUCGAAAUCAACGAGGCUUUCGCCUCCAUGGCCGUAUACUGCCUGAAUGUGUUGGGUCUCGACCACGCCAAGUUAAACCCCAGAGGCGGUGCCAUCGCCCUCGGACACCCCCUGGGUGCAACCGGUGCCCGGCAGAUUUGCACUAUCCUCAGCGAGGCACGGAGGACGAAGAAGAAGAUUCUCGUCACCAGCAUGUGUAUUGGUACCGGCCAGGGUAUGGCUGGAUUGUUUGUCAAUGAGCAGGUCUAG
This is a messenger RNA of Exophiala spinifera, 1251 nucleotides long. RefSeq lists its product as uncharacterized. Bases 1 to 1251 code for a protein of 416 amino acids. Gene Ontology annotation, molecular function: acetyl-CoA C-acyltransferase activity. The record is from RefSeq and is a predicted model, not a curated record. Gene Ontology annotation, biological process: fatty acid beta-oxidation; phenylacetate catabolic process. Lineage: Eukaryota; Fungi; Ascomycota; Eurotiomycetes; Chaetothyriales; Herpotrichiellaceae. Gene Ontology annotation, cellular component: peroxisome. The transcript has 4 exons.